Nicotiana attenuata is the source of this 531-nucleotide messenger RNA. RefSeq lists its product as uncharacterized. The coding region runs from base 1 to 531 and encodes 176 amino acids. NCBI's taxonomy places the organism in Eukaryota, Viridiplantae, Streptophyta, Magnoliopsida, Solanales, Solanaceae. Gene Ontology annotation, molecular function: RNA-DNA hybrid ribonuclease activity; nucleic acid binding. The record is from RefSeq and is a predicted model, not a curated record. The transcript has 2 exons.
AUGGACGCAACAAAAUCCACAGUAGAAGAGCUUGAGCAAGUCACAUUAUUCGAGAAAUUCUUAAAAAGGAAAUUCCACUUGGGGACAGGACUACAUCCCAAACUAAGCCCGGGAUUACUACCUCUGGCAACUAAAGAAGCAGUAAUGGUGUCAAAAUCGACAUCAGGAGUUUGGACCCUAUUUACGGAUGGAGCUUCCAAUGUAAAAGGGUCCGAUCUCGGCGUAGUAUUAAACAUGUCUUUGAGAGAAACCCUACGGCAUGCCAUAAGAAUAGUUCCUCUGACUAACAAUGAAGGGGAGUAUGAAACAUUGAUUGUAGGACUCGAAUUGACCCGGGGACUAGAUUCCGAGGUCAUAGAAAUCAAAUGCAAUUACCAGCUGGUUGUAAAUCAGGUAUAUGGGAUCUUCGAAGCCAAAGAGAAACCCAUGAAGCAAUACGCAGUGAAAUUUCAAGCUCGGCUUUCUCGAUUCCCGGAGUGGUCAAUUACGCGUAUCCCAAGAAGAAAAUGCAGAAGAAGACGCAUUAGCUAA